Messenger RNA from Neogale vison (American mink), 4315 nucleotides. RefSeq names its product leucine rich pentatricopeptide repeat containing (gene LRPPRC). Gene Ontology annotation, molecular function: protein binding. NCBI's taxonomy places the organism in Eukaryota, Metazoa, Chordata, Mammalia, Carnivora, Mustelidae. The transcript is spliced from 38 exons. Bases 25 to 4212 code for a protein of 1395 amino acids. The record is from RefSeq and is a predicted model, not a curated record.
UCCUGCGGUGGGGACGGCCGAGCCAUGGCAGCCCUGCUGAGACCAGCUCGCUGGCUCCUCCGAGCCGGGGCAGCCCCGCGCCUCCCGCUCUCCCUGCGCCUCCUCGCAGGCGGCUUGAGCCGGCCGCACGCCGUCCCUUUUCUGCCCGCCGGCCGCGGCGGGCCCCUUGCAGGAGGGCUACUGAACCAAGCCAGGCGAUAUGCCAUUGCUGUUGAGAAAAAGAAUUAUCUUCAAGAGGAGCCUGCUUCUUCUCAUAGAAGGACUGCCAGUCAGUUUGACUGGGCUCUAAUGAGACUGGAUAAUUCUGUCCGAAGAACUGGCCGCAUCCCAAAGACUCUACUACAAAAAGUCUUUGACAAUACCUGUAACUCAGGUAGCCCAGGUGGUAAUCAAGCCUUGCUUCUCUUGCGUAGCUGUGGUUCUCUCUUGCCUGAACUACAGCUCUCAGAGAGAACAGAAUUUGCUCAUAGGAUAUGGGACAAACUUCAAAAAUUGGGUACUGUGUAUGAUGUAAGUCACUACAAUGCUUUACUUAAAGUCUAUCUUCAAAAUGAAUAUAAAUUUUCACCAACUGACUUCUUGGCAAAAAUGGAGGAAGCAAACAUUCAACCAAAUCGAGUGACAUAUCAGAGGUUGAUUGCUGCGUAUUGUAAUGUGGGAGAUAUUGAAGGUGCCAGCAAAAUUCUUGGAUUCAUGAAAACUAAGGAUCUGCCUGUCACAGAGGCAGUUUUCAGUGCCCUUGUUACAGGGCAUGCAAGAGCCGGAGAUAUAGAGAAUGCAGAAAAUAUUUUCUCAGUGAUGAAAGAGGCUGGAAUUGAGCCUGGUCCAGACACAUACCUAGCAUUAUUGAAUGCAUAUGCUGAAAAGGGUGACAUUGACCGUGUUAAGCAGACUCUGGAGAAGGUGGAGAAGUCUGAUCUUUACCUUAUGGACCGUGAUUUAUUGCAAAUUAUUUUUAGUUUCAGUAAAGCUGGGUAUUCUCAACAUGUCCCAGAAAUUUUGGAAAAAAUUACAUACGAAAGAAGAUAUAUUCCAGAUGCAAUGAACCUCAUUUUGCUUUUAGUCACCGAGAAAUUGGAAGAUACAGCAUUCCAAAUUUUAUUAGCAUGUCCUGUAUCAAGGGAAGGCAGUCUGAGUGAUUUUGGCAGUUUCUUUUUGCGACACUGCGUGACUAUGGAUACGCCUGCAGAGAAGCUGAAAGACUACUGCAAGAAGUUAAAGGAGUCCCAGAUGCACACAUCUCCUUUGCAGUUCACACUUCAGAGCGCUUUACUAGCCAAUAAAACUGAUUUGGCAAAAGCUCUGAUGAAGGCUCUGAAGGAAGAAGGUUUUCCUGUCAGAACUCAUUAUUUCUGGCCAUUGCUAGUGGGACGUCAGAAGGAGAAAGAUGUUCAAGGCGUAAUUGAAGUUCUCAAAGCAAUGCAUGAAAUGGGAAUAAGUCCUGAUCAAGAGACAUAUAUAAAUUAUGUGUUUCCAUCCUUUGAUAGUGUGAGGUCAGCUCGUGCUGUUUUGCAGGAAAAUGGAUGUCUACAUGAAAGUAAUGUAUUUUCACAAGCUGAAUUGAGAAAUGAAGCAAUUAAUGGGAACUUAGCCUUUAUUUUAUCAUUUUUGGAAUCAAAUACACAGCCUUUGUCAUUCUCUUCUUUGAGAGGCAGUCUAAGUCUAGGCUUUAGGAGGUCUAUGGAUAUAAAUCUUUGGAGCAAGAUAACAGAACUGUUGUAUAAGGAUGGACGUUAUUGCCAGGAGCCUCCAGGACCAACGGAAGCUGUUGGCUAUUUUCUUUAUAACUUGAUUGACAGCAUGAGUGACUCAGAGGUACAGGCCAAGGAGGAGCGUUUGAGACAAUACUUCCAUCAGCUGAAGGAGAUGAAUGUAAAAAUUCCUGAAAAUAUCUACAGAGGCAUUCGUAAUCUACUGGAUAGCUACCAUGUUCCCGAAUUGAUUAAGGAUAUUAAUAUAUUGGUUGAAAGAGAGAAGAUAGACUAUCGAAAAACUGUGCAAUUGCGAUCAUCUGUUUUGGAGUCUACACUUGAAAAACUAAAAGCUGCAAAUCAACCUAUAGGAGAUGUCCUAAAGCAACUCAUACUAGCGCUUUGUUCAGAAGAGAACAUGCAAAAAGCUCUUGAAUUGAAAGCAAAAUAUGAAUCCGACAUGGCUGUUGGUGGCUAUGCUGCUUUAAUAAAUUUGUGCUGUCGCCAUGAUAAUGCAGAAGAUGCAUUGAACCUGAAACAAGAAUUUGACCGUUUAGAUUCAUCUGCUGUCCUUGACCCCGGCAAGUACGUAGGCCUUGUAAAAGUAUUGGGAAAACAUGGCAAGCUCCAAGAUGCUAUUAACAUUCUAAAGGAGAUGAAAGAGAAGGAUGUUCUUAUCAAAGAUGCAACGGUCUUGUCCUUUUUCCACAUCCUAAAUGGCGCAGCUCUAAGAGGUGAAACUGAAACAGUGAAACGGUUGCAUGAAGCCAUCAUGACACUAGGGUUAGCGAAACCAUCCUCAGCCUUAAGUUCCCCAUUGGUCACUCUGUAUCUGGAAAAGGAUGACUUAGGUGCUGCUCUGGAAGUCGCCAUCGAUUGCUAUGAAAAAUAUAAAGUAUUACCAAGGAUUCAUGAUAUCUUAUGUAAACUGAUAGAGAAGGGCGAGACUGAUCUAAUUCAGAAAGCGAUGAACUUUGUGAGCCAAGAACAAGGUGAAAUGACGAUGCUGUAUGAUCUCUUCUUUGCCUUCCUACAAACAGGAAAUUACAAAGAGGCCAAGAAGAUCAUUGAGACUCCAGGCAUUAGAGCUCGAUCUACAAGACUUCAGUGGUUUUGUGAAAGAUGUAUUUCAAGUAAUCAGGUUGAAGUUCUAGAAAAAUUAGUGGAGCUGACACAGAAGUUGUUUGAAUGUGAUAGAGACCAGCUGUACUACAGUCUACUAAAAUUGUAUAAAGUAAAUGGUGACUGGCAAAAAGCUGAUGCUGUGUGGAAUAAAAUGCAAGAAGAAAAUAUUAUUCCACGUGCAAAGACAUUAAGAUUAUUAGCAGAAAUCCUUAGAAACAGUAAUCAAGAGGUUCCGUUUGACGUACCUGAGCUGUGGUAUGAAGAUGAAAAUCACUCCCUGAAUUUUUCAUCACCCUCACAUACAGAAAGUAAUUUCCAGAAAGAUCUGUUGAAUGCCUGCCAACGAAAGAGAAGCAAAGAUGCAUAUACUAUUUUCCUGAAGGCACAAAAGCAAAGCAUUAUUUUCAACAGUGAGACUUACAGCAAUCUUAUAAAAUUAUUGUUGGAGAAGGAUAGUUUCAUAGAAGCAGUGCAAGUAAAAGAAUUCGCUGAGACCCACAUCAAGGGCUUCACACUGAACGAUGCUGCCAACAGCCUCCUCAUCAUAACGCAAGUUAGGCGGGAUUAUUUGAAAGAGGCUCUAACAACACUAAAAGCAGCCUUGGAUCUGGAGCAGAUACCUUCUAGGCUGGCAGUGACCCGCCUUAUUCAGGCAUGUGCCUUGAAGGGUGAUGUAGAAAGCAUUCUGGCGAUUCAGAAGAUGGUAGAUGGACUCGAACAUUCAAUUGGACUUUCAAAUAUGGUUUUCAUCAAUAAUAUUGCUUUGGCACAAAUAAAGAACAAUAACAUAGAUGUUGCCAUAGAAAACAUUGAGAAUAUGCUUACUUCAGAGAAUCAAACUGUGGAACCCCAGUACUUUGGCUUGGCAUACUUAUUCAGAAAAGUAAUAGAGGAGCAGUUGGAACCAGCAGUUGAAAAGAUAAGCAUCAUGGCAGAGAGACUGGCCAAUCAGUUUGCAGUUUACAAACCCGUCACUGAUCUUUUCCUUCAGCUUCUGGAAUCAGGCAAAGUGGAUGAUGCCAGAGCUCUCCUACAGAGAUGUGGUGCAAUUGCUGAACAAACUUCAAUCUUCUUGGUGUUCUGUGUGAGGAGCUCUCAGAGACCAGGAAAGGCAUCAACUCUGAAAUCUUUGUUGGAAUUGAUUCCUGAAUUAAUUGAAAAGGAAGAAGCAUACACUUCGGUCAUGAAAAGCUAUGUCUCAGACAAGGAUGUUGUAUCUGCUAAAGCGCUGUAUGAACAUCUGAUGGCAAGGAAUGUAAAAUUGAACAAUCUGUUUCUAAAGCGUUACGCAUUUUUGCUGAAGAAUGCUGGAGAGCCUGUCCCCUUUACCGAACCCCCUGAAAGCUUUGAAUUUUAUGCAAAGCAGUUGAAGGAAUCAAGGGAAAACCCUUUGUGAAGCAAGCAGGCACUACUUUAUUUUGUGCGUAUUUGUGAUUCAGUGUCUAAAAUGCUAUUUUUUAAAUACAUUUGAGAGGACAGAAUAAAUAAAUGAAAAGUUA